Glycine soja is the source of this 1896-nucleotide messenger RNA. RefSeq names its product putative clathrin assembly protein At1g25240. NCBI's taxonomy places the organism in Eukaryota, Viridiplantae, Streptophyta, Magnoliopsida, Fabales, Fabaceae. Gene Ontology annotation, cellular component: clathrin-coated pit; clathrin-coated vesicle. Gene Ontology annotation, biological process: vesicle budding from membrane; clathrin coat assembly; clathrin-dependent endocytosis. The record is from RefSeq and is a predicted model, not a curated record. Bases 366 to 1565 code for a protein of 399 amino acids. Gene Ontology annotation, molecular function: phosphatidylinositol-4,5-bisphosphate binding; clathrin heavy chain binding; 1-phosphatidylinositol binding. The transcript has a single exon.
UCACAAAGUUCUAACAAACAUAUACAAAAUAUGAAGACAAAAUAAAAAAAAUAACAAAAGUUUUCAACGACAGAAAGAAGGGAAGGUUGAAGGUGGUGAAGAAAACACCACCGUCACCCUAACCUUCGUUAAUUUUCCACCACCACCACCACCUUUGUUUUGUAGAGAUCGAAAUAAUCAACAACAAGGAUUUAAAAAACCAUCGGCAACCGUGAUUUGAGUUAUAACAUCAAUUUUUUUCAACUGUCCUCAACCACAAUUGAAAUCACAUCGGGUUGCAUUUGUUCGUAAUUUAUCACGAUAUCAAUAAACCCAACCAAACCGUUAUGCAACUGUAACCGAUCAACAAGUUAAGAGAGGGGAAAAUGAGGGUAUUUAAAAGAGCCAGUGGAGCCAUCAAGGACAGGAACAGCAUAUGGGUUGCGAAAUUCUCACCAAAGGGUCCAUUCCACAACCCUGAUUUAGAAACCGUGAUAAUCAAAGCCACAAGCCACGACGAUAAGCACAUAGAUUCAAAGAACGUGCAAAGAGUGUUCCAAUGGCUACGAACCUCGCCCUUGUACCUGAAGCCUCUCGUGUGGAUCCUCUCCAUGCGCAUGCAAAAGACUCGAAGCUGGGUUGUGGCGCUCAAAGGCUUGAUGCUCAUCCACGGCGUUUUCUGCAUUGACAUUCCCGUGGUGCAACGCAUGGGGAGGUUACCCUUUGACCUUUCAAACUUCUCCGAUGGUCAUUUGAGCCCCGCUAAGGCUUGGAGCUUCAACGCUUUCGUUCGCGCUUAUUUUGCUUAUUUGGAUAAGAGGUCUGCGUUUGCGUCCUCCGAGACGAAGCAGAAGAAUGUUAGUAAUAAAAUGAAGGAGGUGGAUGAGACUUUGAUGGAAGAGCUUGAAAAGCUGCAAAAGUUGCAAGGGAUGAUUGACAUGCUUCUCCAAAUUAGGCCAAAGAAUGAGAACUUGAACGUUGGUUUGAUUCUUGAGGCUAUGGAUUGUGUCAUAGUCGAGGUUUUCGGUGUGUAUAGUAAGUUUUGCAACAAGAUUGCAAAAGUUUUGUUGAGAAUAUAUGAGGUUGGUGGGAAGAUGGAAGCGAGUAUUGGCCUCAAGGUUCUUCAGAAAGCAUCGAUUCAAGUGGAGGAGAUGUCUUUGUUCUUUGACUUUUGCAAGGAUAUUGGGGUCCUCAAUGCCUCUCAGUGCCCUAAGAUUGAUAGAAUAUCUCGGGAAGAUAUUCAAGAUCUUGAGAGGAUAAUCAGUGGUGCUUCUUCCAAGAAGGGUUGUGGUGUUGUGGGAAAUGAUGAGGAUAAUAAUAAGGCCAUUGUGGUGAGAGAUUGUUCUUCCACUGCAUCGGUUUCACAGCAGAAGGGGUCAGAGAAUGGUUUGAUGACUGUGAUCACGCAACAAUGGGAGGUGUUUGAUGAUGAUCAUAUAAUGGUUGGUGCUAAAGGAAUGGAUAAUGUGUCUAAUGGUGAUAAGGUUAUAAUUGGCACCACAACCAACCCUUUUGAGGAAUCAUAUGGCAUCGUACCUUAUGUACCUGCUCACUAUCAAUCUCUUCCUGAUCUAAUUAGUUGGUAGAAUCAUAGAACCGAGGUUUAUAUGUUGUUUUCUUUUCAUUUCACUAGAUUCAUUUUUCUAUAUAUGUAUAUUAAUAUACUGCUAGGGAAUCUAAGGAUUUAACUCACUUAAUUUAGCAGGACACAUGAAUUAUUAUAAACUCUAUGAUCCUAUCUUCAAUUCCUAUCAAUCAAAGAAGUAUACUAGGAAAAGGAAAUAUUGGAAAGUGGAAGCCAAAGGGGUAAAAGUUUUUCUGAUGCAUUUCUCUUCUCCACAUUAGCAGAAGAUCUUUGUGAAUCCCCCUUCUUCAGCAUUAGGAAAGUUUUAUGACAAUUUAUUAUGUUCUUAUUGU